AUGACCGAGGAACGUCCACCAGUAGACGAUAGUGAACUGGACCUAUUGGCUCUUAGUCUUAAGCCAGUAGCCUUUAUCCCUCACGACCGUGAGGUGUGUUUCGCUGCGUUAGAGACGCAGUAUAUCGCUCGUAACGUGCGGAGUCAGCGCCCCAAAUACGUUUACGCAGUAGAGGCAAUCCCUGGCGACCAAAUGUCCGCCAUUAGGGAUAUUAUCCUUAAACCAGCAGAGAAGGAUGCGUACGACAUUCUGAAGGCUGCUAUCCUUCAGUUCCACACCCCCUCUAACGAGGAAAGUUUACGCCAGUUGCUGGCUCGUCAUCCGAUUGGUGACACGACGCCAAGCAUGCAUUUGGGGUGUCUAUACUCGUUAUCCGGCCCAGCAAACGCCCAAUGUGACAUCGUCAGAGAGCUGUGGCUCGAGUCGUUGCCACGUCACAUCCAACUGACGGUAAUGGCUCUGCUGGAGGACUCCUUCAUCGACAAAGCUGCGUCGAUUGCCGAUCAGAUAGUUGCACGUGUCAGUAAUGAGGAUAAUUUCCUCGUUGACACCACAUACCAACCGUAUAGGGAUAAUAGGGAUAAAGAUGCGGUACGGCCUUCGCAGGCACGACCACAUUGCAUACACCAGCGCUUGUCCUUCAAGGUCAGAGUCCCGGUGCCCACAACAAAUACCUAUGGGGCUAAGCCUAGGUUGGAACGGGCAGCACAGCCUGCCCACGUUCACCAAAAGCAACCAAAGGCUCAGAAGCUCCGCCCCGUGCCAACCACCUAA
Molecule: messenger RNA, 774 nt
Organism: Echinostoma caproni
Lineage: Eukaryota; Metazoa; Platyhelminthes; Trematoda; Plagiorchiida; Echinostomatidae
Source: the annotation of a GenBank genome assembly